Molecule: messenger RNA, 3799 nt
Organism: Acanthopagrus latus (yellowfin seabream)
Lineage: Eukaryota; Metazoa; Chordata; Actinopteri; Spariformes; Sparidae
Gene: paxip1
Product: PAX interacting (with transcription-activation domain) protein 1
Exons: 23
Coding region: 132-3512 (1126 amino acids)
Biological process (GO): positive regulation of transcription initiation by RNA polymerase II
Cellular component (GO): nucleus
Source: RefSeq, a predicted model, not a curated record
UCGGCGAUUUGGCGCUCGGCUGUCCCCGGUUUACUGUACGCUCCAAACCAGCUGCUGUAAGAGAGGCACUUCACUCCUUCACCCUUUGACUGGUUUUAAAAUAUAUCCUCUGAUGACAUUAAUGGACAGUCAUGUCUGACGAAGAAAACAAGGUUUCCGAAGAACUUUUCAAAGACGUAAAAUUCUACGUGGUAGGGGACAUUGACCAAAAGGUGGUGCAGUUGCUGAAAGCAGGGAAAGGGAAGGAGGUUUCUUACAAUGCUCUGGCCACUCACAUCAUUGCAGAAGAUGGGGACAACCCUGAGGUGGGCGAAUCAAGAGAGGUUUUUGACCUCCCUGUUGUCAAGCCAUCCUGGGUGAUCCUCUCAGUCAGAUGUGGAGACCUGUUACCAGUAACCGGAUUCUCCCCAGAAUCAGGACAGAUAUUCUUUGGUGUGACCGCUUGUCUUCCCAGGCUUCCAGAUGAUCUCAGUGCACUGUGGGCCUACAUAACCUUUUAUGGAGGGGAAUGUCAGCUUAACCUCAACAAGAAGGUUACCCACUUAGUGGUGAAGGAACCAAAGGGGGCUAAGUUUGAGUGUGCCCUGAAACACCCUGGUAUCAAGAUUGUCACCCUGGACUGGAUAACCGAUUCUGUCAGAGACAAAAGUAGGAAAGAUGAGGCAACCUAUCACCCCAGACUCACAUGUGUGGAGCGUGAGGAAGACGAGGAAAGUGAAGCAGAGUCAUAUGACCAGCGCUCCCAUUCAGAUGGAAGCUACAGCCCCCGGCAAUCCCGGCUGUCCAGUGGUGGCUCAUCUGGCGAGGAGUCAAGCCCUCACAGACGACCAGGACCAAAAAAACUGAACUCCAUCUUCCCAGUCUCUCCCCGCAAACCUGAGCGCAGCAGCGAGCUUAUGUUUGACGACUCUGACGAUGAUUCUUCAACUGAGAAGGAGGGCACCAACCUCAACUGGACGCCGGCUGAAGUUGCAACUCCAACCCCUCCUAAUCCAACAGGCACAGCCAGACGACGGGGUGGGCCACCUGGCAGUAAAGACUCAGUGUCAUCUACAGGCAGUGGGCUGAUUAAUCUGUGUGCCACUGUGCCUCCUGUACCAGGCAGCGGGGGAGCCAUGCCUGCAGAGGCUCGUGCAGCUGCUGCUGCUGCCAUCAUUCACACCACACAGCAAGGUGUUUCGGUUCCAGAGGGCAUCACUGGGUGGAGCUCAGCUGCUAGAACCCUUCGUAACAUCACCAACAACUCUGACAUCCAGCCAGCCAAUCGACCUGCCAACAUAGCACAUAUCAUCCAGAAUCUGACAGGCAGUCAGACAAAGCCAUUGGAGCAGCAGACCAAUCAGAGCAAUGCCCAAGCCCCUAACAGUACCAAUACUCUUUUGUUCAAUCAGUCCAAACUGGUAAGCCAGCCAAUUACAGCAGAGCAACAGCAACAAUUAUUGCAACAGCAACAGUCACACCAGGCUGGCCAGCAACAACACCAACAGUUACCACAGCAACAACAGCACCCCAUGAUGCACCUCCAGCAGCAGCAUCAGAUGAUGCAGCUACAUCACCAACAGCAACAACAUCAACAGCAACAGUCACAGAGUGUACAACAACACGGUUUCCCACAGUUGCCCCAACAGCAGCAGCAGCAGUUUCUGCAGCAACAGCAGCAGCAAAUGCACCAACAACAGAUGUUUUCACAGCAGCCACAGCAGCAGCAUGCCUUCCCCCAGCAGCAGCUGCGGCCCCACCAGCUCCUACGGCCUGGUUUGCAGCAGCUGCAGCAGCAACAGGUGUUGCAGCAACAGCUACAGCAGUUUCAACAGCAACAACGCAUGCAGAUGUUACAGCAACAGCAACAACAGCAAGAUCAACAGCAGUUACAUCUACAGCAGCAGCAACAGCAACAGCAUUUCCUACAACAGCAACACAUGCAGCAAAUGCAGCAGCAGCAGCAGCAGCAACAGCACCUACAGAAUCAACAGCAGGCUCUGCAGCAUCAGAACCAGCAGGCCCUGCAGCAGCAGCAGCAGCAGCAGACGACGACUCUGCAGCCUCAGCUCCAGCAGCCUCCUCACAUCCCUCAACUUUUUGGACACGAGCCAGGACAAGACAUUCCACAGGAUGGCUUCCUUCUGGGCUGUUGGUUUGCUAUUUCUGACUACCCGGAACAGAUGGCUGACAAACAACUCCUGGCCACAUGGAAGAGGGUCAUCCAGGCAUGUGGAGGGUCUGUUGACCCCACCCUGACCAGCCGUUGCACACAUCUGCUAUGUGAAAGUCAAGUCAGCAACAUGUAUGUACAGGCACUCAGAGAUGGGAAGCGAUGUGUAACAGCACACUGGCUCAACACUGUACUGAAGAGGAAGAGGGUGGUUCCUCCUCAUCGGACAUUGCAUUUGCCCUUUGCCUUUCCUCCUGGCGCGAAACCUUGCUCUCAGCAUAUAAUAUCAGUGACAGGUUUUGUGGAUGCUGACAGGGAUGACCUGAAGUUGAUGGCUUAUCUGGCUGGUGCCAGAUACACUGGAUAUCUGUGUCGCAGUAACACUGUCCUCAUCUGCAAAGAACCCAGUGGGCUGAAAUAUGAAAAGGCCAAGGAAUGGAAGAUCCCAUGUGUAAAUGCCCAGUGGCUGUGUGAUAUACUGCUGGGGAACUUUGAAGCACUGAGACAGAUUCAGCACAGCAGAUACUCCAUCUAUACACACCCUGAACCACUUCUGCCUAACCCACAGCUGGUCCACAACCUGCUAGCUGCUUGGAGAACACCGAUAAAAGUAUCUCCUGAAGCUUUGGCGAGUCUCCAGCUGCUUAAGAAACAGAAGAUGACAGACUCCACAAACCAGCCUGCAAACAAGAAAGCCAGAGUGGAAGAGAUCCAGUCCCCCAGUAAAAAGCUCCCCCCUGAGUCCACCCCUCGAGUCAUGUUCACAGGUUUUGAGCCCUCACAUGUACAGCAGUACACAAAGAGGUUACAUGCUUUAGGUGGUGAAGUAGCAGACAGCAGUCAGGAAGCCACCCACCUUGUAGCCAGUAAGGUGACUCGGACCGUCAAGUUCCUCACUGCAAUGUCUGUGGUCAAAUACAUAGUCACUCCAGAGUGGCUGGAGGAAAGCUGGAGGAGCCAGAAGUUUGUGGAUGAGCAGGGUCACACUCUGAGGGAUGCAGAGGCGGAGGUGUUGUUUGGCUUCAGUCUGGAGGAGUCAUUAAAGCGAGCCAACAGUGCGCCACUCUUCAAGGGGAAGUAUUUCUACCUCACCCCAGGGAUGUGCCCCAGCCUCAGCACCAUGAAGUCCAUCCUGGAGAGUGCUGGAGGAAAGCUGCUGGCCAAACAGCCCUCCUACAGAAAGAUCAUGGAGCAUAAACAGAACAAGAACCUUCCAGAGAUCAUCAUAAUUUCCUGUGACAAUGACCUCCACCUCUGUAGAGAAUACUUCUUAAAAAACAUUGAUGUCCACAAUGCUGAAUUCAUCUUGACAGGCGUUCUCACCCAGAAACUCAACUAUGACUCGUACAAGUUCACUUGACGGUGAAGCAACGAUGGCAUCAGGAGGACGAGGAAGAGGAGGAGGAACAGAUCAGGAAGCCGCCUGUGUACAGUCCAGCCACGCUGAGUUUUCUAUGUUAGAUCUCCAGUAAUUUUGUAGCUUUUUCUUACAUGUUUGAGAAUAAAUAAACUGAUGUUAUUUUUGUGAAAUGAAUGUUUAAAUUAUGGAGGAUUUUAACUUUUUCCUGUUUUUCAAAUAGAAUGUGUGAAGGCUUUAGCUUGUAUACGCUGCUUUUUGGAUUAAAAUCUACAUUUGUUUGUGAAAAA